Molecule: messenger RNA, 3670 nt
Organism: Dalotia coriaria
Lineage: Eukaryota; Metazoa; Arthropoda; Insecta; Coleoptera; Staphylinidae
Gene: Br140
Product: bromodomain-containing protein 140
Exons: 4
Coding region: 305-3541 (1078 amino acids)
Biological process (GO): regulation of transcription by RNA polymerase II
Cellular component (GO): MOZ/MORF histone acetyltransferase complex
Molecular function (GO): protein binding
Source: RefSeq, a predicted model, not a curated record
GUCGAGAGAAGUUGUAGUAAACAUCUGUUGAUUGCGGUUUUGUGCGGCGGUUUUAUGCACGACAUGCAUUGUUGUUUUGUGUUACGUAUUAAUCUUUUAAAGUUACUUGUUUAAUAUUUUAUCUGAGCCAUUAUCGCGUGCAAAUUUCGUUUGAGGACAGUUUACUAUACAAGUUUUAAGUGAUCAUAACCUAUUAGUACGCGUUUUUACCGUUGUGCGAAACAAACAAAUAAUUUUUUGCUUCAAACUCGUUUUCUAUGCAAGAAUUUGUUGAUAAUUGUAUUAGUUUAUCGUUUAAACUAUAAUGCCCACCACGCCGAAGCCGGGUACACCAAAGUGUACGCCAAAAAACAAAAAGAGUAAAAGUCGUUCGAGAACAUCCAAAGCGCAUCAAACACCCGCUGCACUUCCGGCGGUACCAGAACCUUUAACCUAUGAAGAAGCUCAAAAGAUGGUCCAAUUUGAAGUGAACAAUCAAGCGCUCAGAGUGAAUAUCAACGACACUCUACAAAUAUGCAGUCGGGAUGAUUUCCCCGAUGAUGAUAGCGGCAUAGGAGUAAAAGAAGAGAAAGAAAUCGUUCCGUUACCGGAAGCGUCAUAUAAAGAACUCGAAGAUUAUUCUGUAUGCGAUGCGCCUGCGCGACCCAACGCUUACAUCCGUUUUAUAGAAAAAAGCGUGGAAGAACUCGACGGCGAAGUGGAAUACGACGUGGAUGAAGAAGACACAGCAUGGUUAUCACUGGUAAACACAAGACGCGAAGAAGCAGGCCUCCCGACUGUUUCUGUCGACAGUUUAGAGCUGUUAAUGGACCGCCUGGAGAAAGAAAGUUACUUCCAAGCGUCUGUGAGUGGUCAGACAGGAUCCGUGGUGGAUGACGAUGCGGUUUGUUGCAUUUGCAUGGACGGCGAGUGUCAAAACACGAACGUUAUUCUAUUCUGCGAUAUGUGCAACCUUGCAGUUCAUCAGGACUGUUACGGGGUGCCGUAUAUCCCAGAAGGACAAUGGUUAUGCCGUCGGUGUUUGCAGUCACCAUCACGUCCGGUUGAUUGCCGCCUGUGUCCGAAUCAAGGCGGUGCGUUCAAACAAACAGACAAAGGUGAAUGGGCGCAUGUUGUUUGCGCGCUGUGGAUACCCGAAGUACGCUUUGCAAACACCGUGUUUCUGGAACCAAUUGAUUCAAUAGAAACCAUACCGUCCGCUAGGUGGCGUCUGGUUUGUUAUAUAUGCAAGCAGAAAGCCGGCGCAUGUAUACAAUGUCACAAGAACAAUUGUUAUUCGGCUUUUCAUGUGACCUGCGCGCAAUCGGCAGGAUUAUACAUGAAAAUGGACACGGUGAAGGACAGCGGCGGUGAAUCACAGCCUGUUUUAGUACAAAAGAUCGCAUAUUGUGAUGCGCAUGCGCCGGCGGACUUUAGCGAUGAAAAGCGGGAGGAUAUCAAGCAGAAAAUGAAACAAGCGCGGAAGAUGCUCGCGAAGAAACGCGGAACUGUCCCUGUUAUUCUAAUCCCAACUAUACCUCCUGAUCGUAUACAGGAGAUCGGUUCGCUUGUGAGUAUACAGAAAAAGAAUCAGUUUAUUCAACGACUGAUUGCGUAUUGGACUUUGAAGCGACAGUUUAGGAAUGGUGUUCCUUUACUUAGACGAUUACAAAGCGCGCAGGGUGGUACACGUGAUUCUAAUACGAGUAAUGUCGAUACUAUAGAACUCUGCAGGCAGUUGAAAUACUGGCAAUGUUUACGUCAGGAUUUAGAACGCGCUAGGUUAUUGUGUGAGUUGGUGCGCAAGCGCGAAAAACUCAAACUAGAACUGAUCAAAUCCUCGGAGCGUUGUUGGAAUGUCCAAUUCAAACCCCUAACAGCGAGUUUAAGUAAUUUAUUGUUUCUUAUCGCGUCGAAGGAUGUCAAUGAGAUAUUCCUGGAACCCGUUGACCUUGAAGAAGUCCCUGAUUAUAUCACGGUUGUGACGCAUCCGAUGGAUUUGAGCACGAUGCGCACCAAACUCGAAUGUGGUGAAUAUCACUGCAUAGAGGAUAUUGAAAAAGAUUUUGAGUUGAUGAUUAAUAAUUGCUUUGAGUAUAAUGAUAAAGAUACGGUUUUCUAUCGCGCGGCGGCCAAGAUGCGUGAUCAAUGCGCUAUUAUCUUCAAACAAGCGAAGAAAGAAUUAGAAAGCAUUGGAUUGGCUGAUAAUAAACAGGAAAUCAAAGAUGAGCAUGAACAUGAAGUUUCCAGUGUUGAGGAUGUACCACAAAAGCUGGUAAACACGAAAAAUGGCGAGGAGUGUUCGAAAGUUGUUGUUAAUGUCGCACCAGGUGAAAAUAUCGCGAAUAUUAUCGCUGCUGAAUUCGAAGCGAUUAAAGGAAAGAAUACAGCGGAUGUGAAAGAUAAACUGGAGUUACUCCUGACGAAAUGCGCGUUGAUUAAACAUAAUCUCCAGAGAACUCGGAGAAUGAAACAGAUUCGGAUGGAGAUUGUACGAGUGAAGCGCGUUUUGAAUCUGCAGGAGUCCGCGAAGGAGAGUCAAUCCGACGGGGAGGAGCAGGAACCCAUCAAGACGCCUUCCCAGCCAAGUAGUGCAGGUACUUCUCCAACCGGUGUCAAUCGUAGAACAGCGGUGUUAUUAACAAGAAAAGCCCAGGCUGCGUUUAAAAAACCACCGGAUGAUAAAGAUGCAAGUCCUGAUGCGCCUGCAACUAAUAAUACUUCAUUAGGUAAUAAUGCGCAGACGCCGGUUGUGUCAAAAGCAAAAAAAGGUAAAGCUAAAGUCACACCGGUUGUAACUUCCACUGUAACUGGAUCAGCGGUAAAAGAACCGAAUGAUUCCGAAAAGAAACCCGAGAAGACUAAGAAUGAUAAACGCGAUGUGCCUGAUUCUUUUCGCGUGUAUCGCACAAGGCAUAAAAGCUCCGGUGAGGAUGAAAGUGAAUCAGACAGUACAUUAUCCACGUGUUAUUCGUUUAGUUUAUCGGAAAUUGAUACUGAUGAGGAUUCUAGCGGUAGUAACUCUGAGGUAAACGAUGAGGAUGAUGUAGAGGAUGUUAAAUCUGAAGUAGGUGAAUCUGUUGAUGGUGAAAAUGCAGCGGAAAGCGUUGAGAAAGUAGCGAAAGAAACAGAAAUUGAGUCUGAAUCAAAUGACAGUAAACUGCGCCCUCUACAGUUAGUUUGGGCGAAGUGUCGUGGUUACCCAUGGUAUCCAGCGCUUAUAAUAGAUCCUGAGAUGCCCAAAGGUUAUGUUUAUCGUGGGGUACCGCUACCCUCACCACCCGCAGAGGUUAUGUCACUACGCGAGAAUCACACCGAUACUUUUGUAUAUUUAGUCUUGUUCUUCGAUGCGAAACGCACGUGGCAGUGGUUACCACGUGAGAAAUUAGAAAUGUUAGACAUGGAUAAGGAGAAAGACGCCGGUAAAUUAAACGAGCCACGCAAACCGACUGAUCGCAAAGCGGUGAAGAAGGCGUACCAAGAUGCGCAGCAUUAUAUUGAACAAACGCGGGAUGAUCCCGACGAGGAAGACGAGGAGGAGAACGAGAAGGAGAUGUUAUAGAAGUUCAAUACUUACAGCGCCCUCUAGGUGGAGUUUUUGUAACUGCGGGAAGGAUAAUCGCAUGUCACGUCACUUGUUUGUACUACAGCUGUUGUUGGCGGUUGUUGCGUUAAAAAAACCCGCAUCAGG